AUGGCCAAUCGAGGUAUCGUUAACUUUGAUGAUAUCUACUAUGACGGACAGUACUCUGCACCCCAGCCAGAAGAUCAUGAAGUAAACAAUAACGAGGCUCUGCAUGCAAAAAUGGCGCCCUUUGCUUCCUCAAUUCCGGUAGAAAAUUAUGUUUAUCCACCCCACAAUCCCAUGCUUGAGUAUGACCCUGCAACAAAUACCUCGAUGCCAAUGGGUUUAGGCCCGGGCGACGGGUUCCCUUACGAUAUCUCUACGCAUCCGUCGUCUACUUUACCUUUGGGUCACAGACUAGAUAACAUUGCUUCCUUACAACCACGAGCUUCCAGACCGGAGAAUAUCUCCGCACAUUCCACCACGCAAUCUCGAGAAUACACCACGAGCAUGAGCUGGAACCAGCCUCAUAUUCCUAGUGGUAUUACAUCUUCAACUCAAAGUGCGCUUUCUCAGCCAUGGGCAGCCACUCGCAACGUUGAGCCUUCAACGGACCAAGCUUCCCAAGCUCGGCAGCACCAAAAUGUCCAGCGUCUUCCCCAGGCCUCGGUAUCGGGGCCACCCCACCGGUUCAUUCAACCAAAAACAUUGUCAGGAAAGAGCUAUACUUUAGCUAUCCCGAAAUCAGAAACUACCCGAAAAAACACGCCAUAUCCUAAUAUCCAUUCACGAAGUGGAUUUGAUAUAAUGGGUAUUUUGGCCCGAGUGGUAUCACGACACGACCCUAAAAUCGACCUAGGUCCUGUCGAUCUCUCAUGCGCCUUUGUACUUUGUGACCUUACUUUAGAAGACCACCCGAUUGUCUAUGUUUCGAACGCGUUUGAACAGCUAACAGGAUAUACCGAAAGGGAGAUUGUCGGGAAAAAUUGUCGUUUUCUACAAAGUCCAAAUGCUCAGGUUGAAAGGGGCGAGCCUCGAAAGUUUGUCGACUCAUAUACGGCUUUACGUUUACGCUACGCAAUCGAGAAACUGUCGGAACUUCAAGUAAGCAUCAUCAAUUACAGGAAAGGAGGACAGCCAUUCAUGAACCUGGUGACGAUGAUUCCAGUGCACUGGGAUUCCAAGGACUACUUUGUGGGGUUUCAAGUCGAUUUGGUCGAGCGGCCGGAUGCUGUCACUAAGAGGAAUCCCGAUGGUACUUACAUGAUCGAUUAUCACCGGAGCCAACUACCGAAUUAUGCUGUACCCUCGCCAGAUAUGUAUCAGGAUUACCGUGAUCCAGCCACUCAGAUUAGCCCAAGUCAAGUGUCUGCUAUACUAGACAGCGUUGUUACUGGCCAACCGGUAGCCAGGGGUCAUCUGCAUCAUAUGCUAGUAGAGAACACUGGCGACGUCAUCUUUGUUCUAUCCUACGAAGGGGAAUUCCUCUAUCUGUCCCCCUCUUGCCGAACAAUGCUAGAGUACAAAUCAAGCGACCUCCUCGGCAAAACGCUAUCCACAAUCUGCCACCCGAGCGAUAUUGGGCCUGUCACUCGGGACUUGCGAGCCUGCACCUCUGAUGACCCUAUUAGCGUAAUAUAUCGUAUCCGGAGAAAGUAUAGCGGAUUCACCUGGUUUGAAAACCAUGGAAAAUGGCAUAUCACCGGAAAAGGCCGACAAUUUAUGGUCCUAGUCGGCAGAAUCAUCUCCGUAUACUCGUCGAUCCAACUCGCUGAUCUUGAGCACGGCAGCCUAAUGGAGAAUGAUCUCUGGGCCAAACUAUCCUUGUCAGGGAUCAUCCUGUUCAUGUCCUCAAAAUCCCGCGCAGUCCUUGGCCGUUCACCCGACGAUCUCAUGGGCAAAUGCAUACAAGACAUCCUCGUAAACGACAACUUACAGUCAGAACCUGGAAUCCAGCAAGCGCUAGAAUCUUCCCGUAACUACCAACAAACUACCAUCACGCAUCAAAUCCGCCACCGAAAGGGCCAUGCCUUGGCCACCCAGAUAACUCUAUACCCAGGAGACAUGCCAGAAGAUGACUCAAAACCCAACUUCCUCAUCGCUCACCUUCGCUUCCCAAAAUUCGUCCAACCACAACAAGAACCAUCAUUAAGUACAACGGACGACCGGAUACGGAGCCAAAACAGAAGCCAAAACUCAGGUGAUGCUAGGUCUGGAGAUACACGCCAGCUGCAAUCGGCCGAAUCAACACUUCACCUGAGACCUCACCCCAACUUUCCGCACCCAUUCACCACGUCCUUUGCAACACUAGCCGUGCCAUCAUCUCUUGUCAGUGAAACCAGCUCCGGCUCGACCUCUGCCGCUGCCGCCCAUCUCUUCGAAGAAUUAAAUCCUACUAGAGGCUCAAGCUGGUAUUUUGAGCUGCGCGAGUUGGAAAAGCAGAAUCGUGGGUUAGUAGAGGAAGCCCAGCGCCUCCUUUCUAGGAGAAAGAAACGGAAGAGAAAACAGAGCUCUGCUGUCAUCGAGAAAAGUUGUGUUAUGUGUCAGACUAAGACGACGCCGGAGUGGCGACGGGGACCGAGUGGAAAUAGGGAUUUAUGUAAUAGUUGUGGAUUGAGGUGGGCGAAGCAGAUGAGAAAUGCGGCGCAGCUGGAGAAACCAGUUGCCGUGGCAUAG
Molecule: messenger RNA, 2547 nt
Organism: Aspergillus puulaauensis
Lineage: Eukaryota; Fungi; Ascomycota; Eurotiomycetes; Eurotiales; Aspergillaceae
Gene: lreA
Product: GATA transcription factor LreA
Exons: 4
Coding region: 1-2547 (848 amino acids)
Biological process (GO): regulation of DNA-templated transcription
Cellular component (GO): nucleus
Molecular function (GO): zinc ion binding; sequence-specific DNA binding; protein binding
Source: RefSeq, a predicted model, not a curated record